Molecule: messenger RNA, 1173 nt
Organism: Phyllotreta striolata
Lineage: Eukaryota; Metazoa; Arthropoda; Insecta; Coleoptera; Chrysomelidae
Source: the annotation of a GenBank genome assembly
AUGUAUUACCCGAUAACGAAAAAUGAACCUUACCACUCAACUUUGCUAUCGUUAAGUUUAUUGGGCUUGUACCCCAGAUCAUCAUCAGCAGCAGAUUUGAACGUUUCACUGGCAGCCACCGUCGGCACCAUCGUUUUCGGUUUAAUGGUUUGUAAUAUCGGAGGAAUAGGCCAUUUAAUUGUAUCUUUCAAAGGAAAUAAAGGCGCGGAAAUGACCGAGGAUUUGGCUGUAGCGGUAGGCGGUUUGGGCUUUUUAUUAUGCGCCACUUUUUUCAAAAUAAAAUGGAGGAAAUGGGCGGAAUUCUGCCAGUCGAUAACCGAUUUCGAGAACUACGGCAGACCCGGAGAUUUUAAUAAAGUCAAAGAUAGAUGCAACCUCCUUUCUUUGAUGUACAGCUUCUAUAUAUCCGGCGGGAUGUGCGUAUACGCGGUUAUCUCGAUUUUCGAAACGAAAUGCGACCAAGACGAGCAGAACAACUUCUGCGGCACCCUCACCCAAAUUAGGCUGCCCAUAGAAGGGGAAAUAUCGCCUGUUACAAUCAAAGUUAUAUUCGCCUUUCAACUUCUCGUCUGCAUUUGGGCGUGCGUGGCAGCCGGAAACCUGUUUUUCCUCUCCUACGAGUCCUCCGAGUUUCUCAUAUGCCACAUAAAUUGGCUGAAAAGAAACAUAAUAGGGAUUUUCGACGACGACGACGAGCUCUCGAGGAAAGGACAACUUAGAUUUUGCAUCGAAUACCAUAAUCAAAUAUUGGAUUGGGGCGAUGAUUUAAAUCAACUCACUAAAAGCACGCUAGGUCACAUGUCUUUAAUCGCUGCAAUCGUAAUGGGAAUGAUAGGAAACCAAAUAACUCAGAAAUACAAAAUGUUCGGAGCCGCGAUUUAUCUGGGCGGAUACAUUAUGUCCAUAUUUCUGUUAUCGCACGCGGGCCAGAGGUUAUGCGAUGAGAGCUUAUCCAUAUCCGAAGCGGUGUUCGAUUCGAAAUGGAACGAAGCGAGCAACGAAAUGAGAAAAGACCUAGCUUUCAUGAUAGCAAGAUCGCACGAGCCUUUGACAAUCAGUUCAUUGCCUUUGGGUACUUUUAAUUACGAUUUAUUCGUAACGAUGCUGAAGGCCUCUUACUCUUAUCUAACGCUGCUACAGCAGUCCACAUCGAACGAUGAAGAACAACCGUAA